AUGCGUCGUAUUAAGACUAGAAAUGCAGAGGUGAUGAAAAAUCAGAGUGAGAUAUCCACAAGCAUAAAGGAGAAAGGAAGAAGUAUGAAUGUGCAAUUGAAUGAGACGAGAGAUGUUGAAGUUGUGAAAGCUGAGGAUGACUCGGCUGCGAGUCACGAAGUGCUGUUGGAUAGUGAAGGGGCGCUAGAAGACGUGGUGAACGCAGGAAGUGUAGUAGGAGAAGGAGAAACGAAUGGGCAGUUGGAGGAGAUGGUGAAACCGAAUGAGACGAGAGUUGCUGAAGUUGUGAAAGCUGAGGAUGACUCGGCUGCGAGUCACGAAGUGCUGAUGGAUAGUGAAGGGGCGCUAGAAGACGUGGUGAACGCAGGAAGUGUAGUAGGAGAAGGAGAAACGAAUGGGCAGUUGGAGGAGAUGGUGAAACCGAAUGAGACGAGAGUUGCUGAAGUUGUGAAAGCUGAGGAUGACUCGGCUGCGAGUCACGAAGUGCUGAUGGAUAGUGAAGGGGCGCUAGAAGGCGUGGUGAACGCAGGAAGUGUAGUAGGAGAAGGAGAAACGAAUGGGCAGUUGGAGGAGAUG
Messenger RNA from Hydatigera taeniaeformis, 576 nucleotides. The record is from the annotation of a GenBank genome assembly. Lineage: Eukaryota; Metazoa; Platyhelminthes; Cestoda; Cyclophyllidea; Taeniidae.